AGCAGUCAACAGAGCCACACGCGCGCGCGCGCGGGGCACGGCACGGCACAGCACAGAGGCGGGCGGCCAUCAUGGCGCCAGCCUCCUCCUCGCUCCCCGUCCUCCUGUGCCUCCUCUUCUCCUCCCUGGCCGCCGCGGCCAUGGACGCCGCUGAGACGGAGACGCUGCUCCGCGUCAUGGAGGCCGUGUCCUCCGACCGCGACUGGCGCUCGGCCGCCGGCGCCGACCCGUGCAGCUCGCCGUGGCCGGGGCUCGAGUGCAAGCCGGCGCAGUCCGGCGGCGCGACGAGGAUGCACGUCGCGCGGCUCGACUUCGGCGUGCUGCCCAACCCGACGUGCAAAGACACGGCCACCUUCCCGCUCGGCGCGUUCGCGCUGCCGCACCUCCGGGCCCUGUUCAUCGUCGACUGCUUCAAGAACCCGGACGCUACCACGGCAUUCACCCUGCCGCCGGCGUCCAACCUCUCGGCUUCCCGCCUGCAGCAGUUCAGCAUUCACUCCAACCCGUCGCUGUCCGGCACGCUGCCGCCGCAGCUGGCCAGCCUCAGUUCGCUCCAGGUGCUCACCGUCUCCCAGAACGCGCUAAUCCGCGGUGAGGUCCCGCAGGGCAUCGGCGAGCUCAAGAACCUGGUGCACCUCGACCUCAGCUACAACUCGCUCACCGGGCCUAUCCCGAGCCGGCUCGGCGACCUACGAGGCUUGGUCGGCCUCGACCUCAGCUAUAACUCGUUCUCUGGCCCCAUCCCUAGCCGGCUUUGCGAGCUCACCCAACUGCAGAAGCUGGACCUGAGCUCGAACAACCUCACCGGUGGGGUGCCGGGCACCUUCACCCGCCUGAAGUCUCUCACAUUCUUGGCGUUAAGCAACAACGGGCUGCGUGGUCGCCUCCCCACCGGCUUCUCCGGCCUCCGCGACCUCCAGUAUCUUAUCAUGGAGAACAAUCCGAUGGGCGUCCCGUUGCCGUCCGAGCUGGGCAACAUGGCGCGGCUCCAGGAGCUCCGGCUGGCCAACUCCGGCUGUUCGGGCUCGAUACCGGAGACGUUCAGCCUGCUGUCGAGCCUGACGACGCUGUCGCUGGAGAACAACAACCUCACCGGGAGGAUCCCGGCGGGGCUGAGCCGGCUCAAGCGCAUGUACCACCUGAACCUGAGCAAGAACGGGCUGGACGGCGUCGUGCCAUUCGACGGCGCCUUCCUGAGGCAGCUCGGGCGGAACCUCGACCUGAGCGGCAACCCUGGGCUGUGCGUCACCGACCGGGCCGUCGUGCCUGACGUGGGCGUCGGCGUCUGCCCCGACCGCGUCUGCGUUAGAUCCGCCGCCGCGGAGAGCUCGGUGCGUCGAUUGAUCAAGGGUGAGGUAACGAGGGGUCUCUGGCCUCGGCUGCUGCUCAGGCCGGCCUCUGUAGCGCUGUGCUGCCUCUUGCUCUGAACUCUGAUUCUGUCAAGUGUCAAGCGUGCGUGCAUGCAAUUGUUUGCGCAUGGACUUGCAUAGUUGCAUUGGUUGAUCUGUGUACGUAAUUGUGUUGCUGUAACUUUUGAUGCUGAUUGUGUGAGCAAUGUUAGUUGAGUCUCGUGACAAGAAUUCCAAGU
This is a messenger RNA of Phragmites australis (common reed), 1588 nucleotides long. RefSeq names its product receptor like protein 29-like. Gene Ontology annotation, molecular function: protein binding. The transcript has a single exon. The coding region runs from base 72 to 1427 and encodes 451 amino acids. The record is from RefSeq and is a predicted model, not a curated record. NCBI's taxonomy places the organism in Eukaryota, Viridiplantae, Streptophyta, Magnoliopsida, Poales, Poaceae.